AAGACUUGAUGGGUCAUUGAAAAUGAACUGUUGACCCAUCUGCUCACUCUUAUUACAACUUAACAAACACAUACUUCCCUAUCGGUUCACCGAUAGGCUAUUUUUGUGGGUUUUUAGUCAAACUUACAAUUUCAUUAAACUGUAACCUCACUGUUCAAAGCUCAUCCAUUUCUUUUAUGGCUCUUCUUCCAUCAGCAUCUUCUUCUUCUUCCUCCAAGAGAUGGAAGUACGAUGUAUUUCUCAGUUUUAGAGGCGAAGACACCCGCAAAAAAUUUACAGACCAUCUAUAUACUGGUUUGAAACAAAAAGGCAUAUCCACUUUUAGAGACGAUGAAAAACUCAAGCAGGGAACAUCUAUUACCUCAGAGCUCUUGAAAGCAAUAGAAGAAUCAAGGUUUGCUAUCAUUAUUCUAUCAAGAGACUAUGCUUCUUCAAAGUGGUGCUUGAUUGAACUAACAAAGAUCGUUGAGUGCAUGGAAAAGACGGGAUUAGUAGUUCUACCUGUUUUUCACUAUGUAGAUCCUAGUGAUGUGCGAAAUCAUAAGGGGACUUUUGGAGAAGCCUUUGCUAAACAUGAAGAGAGUUUCAAGGAUAGCAUAGAAGAUGUACAAAUGUGGAAAGCUGCUCUGAUAAAAGUUGCUAAUCUUGUUGGAUGGGAUUUAAAGGAUAGGCAUGAAUCAAUAGUUAUACAAAAAAUCAUUGGAAGGAUAUUUAGUGAGUUAAGUCACAAACUCCCAUGCUUUUCUAAGGACCUUGUUGGAAUGGACUCCUGUGUGGAGGAAAUGUUAGGUUCAUACUUAGGUGAAGGAUUGAGUGGUGUUCGCUUUGUUGGGAUAUGUGGGAUGGGCGGAAUGGGCAAAACAACUCUUGCACAAGAAAUUUAUAGAAGAAUUUCUGGGAACUUUGAAGCUAGUAGCUUUAUAGCUAAUGUUAGAGAUGAAACUAAAAAUCAAGGUCUAGUUUCUUUACAAAAACAACUUCUUUCUAAGAUCUUCAUGGAAAGUGAAAUAAAUAUAUGGAAUGUUUGUGAGGGAAUCAAUGUUGUAAGGAAUAGACUAUGUAAUAAAAAUGUUUUUAUUGUUCUUGAUGAUGUGGAUGGAAAAGAACAACUAGAAGCAUUGGCACGGAAUCAUGAUUGGUUUGGUCCAGGGAGUAGAAUCAUUGUAACAAGCAAAGAUAGCCAUUUGUUAAUAAGAUGUGGUGUGUAUAAUAUAUAUAGAGCCAAGCUGUUGAACAAUGAUAAUGCUUUGCAACUUUUUUGUUGGAGAGCUUUCCAUAAACCUCAUCCUGAAGAAAAUUAUGUGAAUUUGUCUAAGGACUUUGUGAACUAUGCUAAAGGCCUUCCUUUAGCUCUUAAAGUUUUAGGUUCUUCUUUGUUUGCUAAAAGAACGAAUGAAUGGAAAAGUGCCCUAGAUAAACUAAAAGAAGAACCUAAUAGAAACAUUUUGGAUAUACUUCAAAUAAGUUUUGAUGGGCUUACAAAUUCGCAGAAGGGAUUGUUUCUAGAUAUUGCAUGUUUUUUCAAAGGAGAGAACAAAGAAUGCAUAAGAGAUAUAUUGGAAAGUUUUUCUUAUUAUCUAGACUACAACAUUGGUGUUCUUAUGGAGAAAUCUCUCAUAACUAUUGAUGACCACGGAAUUUUGUCGAUGCAUGAUUUGCUGCAAGAUAUGGGUCAAGAAAUCGUUCGUCGUGAAUCCCCUAAAGAGCCUGGUGGACAUAGUAGAUUGUGGACUUAUAAAGAUGUCAUUCAUGUAUUGAAGAAUAAUACUGGAACAGACGUAGUUGAAGGCAUAAUGCUAAACCUACCUAUUCAAAAAGUGGAACAAUUGAGUGCUGAAGCCUUCUCAAAGAUGAAAAAUUUGAGAUUGCAUAAAAUUGGUAAUGAGAAACUUCCAGAAGAUUUCAUAACUAGUACUUUACAACUUCCAAAAGACCUCAAAAGGGGCAAGGUGCAACUUCCAGAAGGCCUCAGUUAUCUUUCUAAUGAGUUACGUGUUAUUGAAUGGCACGGAUAUCAUUUAAAAUACAUACCAACCAAUUUCCAACUAAACAAACUUGUUGAAUUGAGAAUGCAUUGUAGCAGCAUCAAACAAAUAUGGAAAGGAAAUAUGAUUUUAGAUGAGUUAAAGCUUAUAGACCUUAGUGACUCUCAAAACUUGAUCAAGACCUUGAACUUCAGUAGAGUCCCAAAUUUGAAGCAGUUGAUUCUUCAACGUUGUAUAAGACUAUCUAAGAUUCAUGCAUCUCUCGGAAAUCUCAAAUGGCUUAUUCGAUUGGAUUUGAAUGGUUGCAAGUGCCUUGAGAGCCUUCCACCCAAGAUCAACUUGGAAUCUCUUGAAAUUUUUAUUCUUUCUGGUUGUUCAAGACUAAAGAAGUUCCCAGAAGUUGAGGGAAAUAUGUCAAGAUUGUUGGAACUUUAUUUGAACGACACUGCCAUAAAAGAACUACCGUUGUCAGUGAAGUAUUUAACUGGCCUUACUAAAUUAGAUCUAAGAGAUUGCAGAAACCUUUCAAGUCUUCCAAAUGUUUGUUGUUAUUUGAUGUUUCUAAAAAUUCUCACUUUGUCUGGCUGCUCAAAAAUUGAUGAACUACCAGAGAAUUUGGGAAAUAUCAAAGGUCUUGAGGAGCUAGAUGUGAGUGAAACUGCUAUAACAGAAUUACCUUCUUCGUUUGUUCUCUUAAAAAAUCUAAAAGUACUAUCUCUUCGAGGAUGCGAAGGCUUAUCAUCUAUAUCAUCAAAUAAACUCAUCAGUUUUCCUUUAGUGCGAAAAAGAAGAGUAGAAUAUCCCACGGGCAUGUUAGGGCGUUCUCUUUCUGAUUUAUGGUCUUUGACCAAAUUGAAUCUAAGUUAUUGCAAUCUUCAUGCAAUCCCUGAUGGUCUUGGUUGUUUGUCCUCUUUAACACAAUUGGAUCUUAGGGGAAAUAAUUUUGUUUGCCUUCCUGAGAGUACCUCUCAACUAUCUAAUAUGAAGACUCUUCUUCUAUGUGGUUGCACACAUCUUCGAUCUUUGCCAGUGUCUCCAUUAAAUAUUGUGGAUAUUGAUGCAGAUGGUUGUACCUCACUGGAAAUAUUACCAUUAAGACCUGAAGAUGGUCCUUAUUCGGACCUCUGUCUUCUCAAUUGUGUUAAAUUGAUUAACAAUGAAGACUUCGGUGACAUGUUAUUAACAACGCUAAGACAUCACAUUCAAUUUAAGGGAGAUGAAUCCAUUUAUCAUAUUAUAAUUCCUGGAAGAGAAAUUCCAAAAUGGUUUAGCCAUCAAAGUUUGGGGACUUCAGUGAAUUUGCAAGUGUCUUCAGAUUUAUUAUGUAAUAAAUUAAUGGGACUCGUUGUGUGUGCUGUUUUUGUACUCCGCCAACAUCGUCCACUUCAUCAACUUAAUCCUUCUUAUAUGGAAGGUUAUAGAUUUACGCAUUGGCUUCGGUGGUACUUGAAAGCCAACGGAUUUGAAAGCAAACAGAUACUUGAUGAAUUUCCUUUUUCGGAAGAAUUUGGUAAGAUUGAAUCGUAUCAUCUUUACCUGAAUUUCUAUCCCCAGAAGUUACUGAAAAAAAAUUGGAGUCAAAUAGAAGCUAAUGGAUUUGGUCAAAUUGAGAUUGGAAUUAAAACCAAAGGUCCAGGAUUAGAGGUUACAAAAUGCGGGGCCCAUUUGAUAUUUGAGCAAGACAUUGAAGAUCUGAACCAAACUAUGCGUGGGUGCAGCAGCAACAGCAACUGUAGCAUCACUCCUUAUAGGGAUGAUUUGGAAGAUUCAGCAAAAGAUACCAAAACUGAGUGAAGAAUGUAACUACUAGUGGAGAAUGUAGCUUUAAUUAGGUAGAUGCACCACACUCAUAGAGGAUACAACUCCCUAAUCUAAAUGAAAGAUUCAUUCUGCGUUUGGGAAAUUGGAUUGGGAAUUUAAUUAAGCACACAAGGACAAGGUAACACAGAUUGCAAAAAAGAGGAAUCCCAGUGAAAGUAGUAGCUUUGAUGAAUCUGUACAGCUGAUAAUCUUUUUUUCUCUAAAUUUUUUCUAAGUCACCAUCCUUCUCACUUUUACGGAUCUAUUUAUUGUAGCUGUAUAUAUA
Molecule: messenger RNA, 4071 nt
Organism: Quercus robur (English oak)
Lineage: Eukaryota; Viridiplantae; Streptophyta; Magnoliopsida; Fagales; Fagaceae
Product: TMV resistance protein N-like
Exons: 5
Coding region: 177-3779 (1200 amino acids)
Biological process (GO): signal transduction; defense response
Molecular function (GO): ADP binding
Source: RefSeq, a predicted model, not a curated record